AUGGACGAUCCUGAUUUUCACCAAUUUGUGUACAUUCAACCAAAACCCGGUAUUAAAUUCAAUGUGAGUCGAGAGUUGCCUUCACUGGCUGCGCAGGCGUGUAGGAAUCUGCAGAAAGUCUUCAGCAAAAGAAGGGGCAAAGCACUAGACAAUGGAGAUGUGAUCAAACUCACCUGCAUUGCUCUUGCGAUACCGAUUUUGGUUGACAUUCUCUGCACCUUGUGCACUAGAAAAGCCAAACAUUACGGGAUUUCGGGUAGCGUAUUCCUACCAGUGAAUUUCGCUCUGAUUCACACGAUCUUCGUGGUGCUGCUGUUAGAAUUUCGUACCAAAGCGCCAGGAGCUCCCACCAUUGCCAGUUUUGUUGGCCAUCGUUUCGGCGUCGUUACUCACAUUCUAACCAUCACUAUCAGCCUCAUCACCAGCCUCUACAUUCUCACGGUCAACAUUACUGAUGGUACAAUGGUUUUGCUCGCUGUGACCAGGGAUGUGAGCAGGACAGCCACCGUAUCAAUAGUCUUCCUUCUUGUUGGUGUCAUGUUGGUAGUGGCACGACGCAGAAGCCACGCUUUCAUCCUCUACAUAAUCACUACCAUCGUCCUUGCAAUUUGUGCCUUCCUCGUCUUCAUAGUGUUAAAUGUAUCCGCCUACGCACCACUUGGUACGUUCCCAUUGUGGUUUAAUCCGUUUCUUUCGCUAAAAGUAAAGCAUUUUGGCUACCUCGGUGUACUUUAUAGAAAAUUAUCAUCAAAAGAAGUGGAAACUGGGGAGACUGCUGAUGGCUUCGCGAUAAUAAGUCACAGAUCGUGUGACCACAACCGCAAGAACUCAAGUAGAAGUAAAGCUGAGAAAGUGGAGUUCCACAAAGACCUAUGA
Messenger RNA from Hydatigera taeniaeformis, 876 nucleotides. The record is from the annotation of a GenBank genome assembly. Lineage: Eukaryota; Metazoa; Platyhelminthes; Cestoda; Cyclophyllidea; Taeniidae.